Molecule: messenger RNA, 1929 nt
Organism: Cotesia congregata
Lineage: Eukaryota; Metazoa; Arthropoda; Insecta; Hymenoptera; Braconidae
Source: the annotation of a GenBank genome assembly
AUGGUCUCGGUGAUGCAGCCGUUUAUGGACAUUGAAAGUUCCCGAAGUUACAUUGACGAGUUGUAUUCGCCAGAUCCUCAAAAAUGUUUAGAUGCAUUAAUAUCCCAAUCAACAACAGCAUCCUCCUCAGAAGUAACAGCAGGUGAAAGAAUCCGGCUGGAAGCAGUAGUGACCCUCGGCUCCCUCGCCAAAGGAACAGACCAGCAUGUGCUAGCACUAAUAGACCUCGGAGUAGUGCCAUUGAUUCUCCAAGUGCUCCUAUCAACUCCAGUCGGCGAAGGCGUUGACAUUCUCAUCUCUUCUUCAACCACCCACCCUGAAAAUCUAAAAGUAAAACUAUCAGACUUAUUAAUAGAGGCGUGUCUCCGCUGCUUAAGAACAGUCUUCCAGCACCCGAACGCUCCAGUGCAAUCUUUAUACCAGGACCCAGCACUAGUAUCAAGAUUGUUAUCAUUAGCAUCUAGAUCAGUGACCUGCCAAGUGUGCGUAGCAACAAUCUUAACCACCGCCUGCAAGACAGCAGAUGAGCAAAACGCUCUGAUGAAAGGCGGAGCAAUUGAGACACUAGCAGCGCAGCUAGAUUCUCCGUUAGCAGAUGUCCAGCUUCCAGCGCUAGCUUGCUUGGCUAAUAUGUGCUAUCAAAAUCACUUGGUCUCCACUGUAGUCGCUAGUACUUCAACAGCACUUCUGGGUCAACUUAUAGGCAGAGAAAGGAGUUCUUUGAUCCAGUUGGAAGCAGCAAGGUGUGUAGCUUACAUGCACCGAGCUGGAGCUCUUCCAGCGACUGACCCACGAGUUGUCUAUCGAGCACUGCCUUGCUUAGUGAGGCUCUGCCACCGAGAUAGAUCACCACGAGAGCGCGUUGCUGCUGCUGAAACUCUGGCUUAUUUAACAGAGGUUGAUACUGAGUUGCAGCGUUUAGCUUCUAUCAGCAAUCAUCUCAUCCCGACUCUUGCUGAGCUACUGAGGCCGCAUCCUCAAGUCCAGGAUGCAGCUCUGUGUCAAGACAUGCGUCAAGCUGCUUUCAGAGCCUUUGCAUCUCUGGGAGCUAAUGAUGAAGACAUCCGCAAGAGGAUUAUUGAGACGGAGAAUCUUAUGGAAUUUAUUGUCUCUGGACUUCAGGACCCGGGAGGUCCUAGAGUUCGUCUUGCGGCUGUUAGGUGUCUUCAUUCAUUAUCAAGAAGCGUUCAGCAGCUCAGGACGACUUUUCAGGAUCAUGCGGUCUGGCGGCCGCUUAUGCAGCUGCUUCAUGGUGCUGAUAAAGGCAGUGGUUCUCUGGUUGGAGGAAUUACUGGUGGGAUAGCUAGUGGACUAAAUGUUGGAGAUGGUGAAGAUGAUUUAUUGACUGUUGCUUCGAGUACUUUGUGCAAUUUAUUGUUAGAGUUCAGUCCGAGUAAAGAACCGAUUCUUGAGUCCGGUGGGGUGGAGCUACUGUGUUCUUUAACGAAGAGACCGGACCCUGCGCUGAGGCUCAAUGGAAUCUGGGCACUUAUGAAUGUGGCUUUUCAAGCGGAGCAGAGGGUCAAGUCGCAGAUUUUGUCGUGUCUGGGGACGGAUCAGAUAUUUAGAUUGCUGGCUGAUCCAGAGCCUGCUGUUCUUAUGAAGACACUGGGCUUACUGAGGAAUUUACUCUCCACUAAGGCUCAUAUUGAUCGGAUUAUGGAUGAACAUGCGGCUCAUGUCAUGCAAGCGGUGGUACUUGUCCUGGAGGAUCCGGAUCAUUCGGUGGAUGUUAAGGAACAGGCGCUGUUUGCAGCUAUAUUUUGCGUGUGUAAUUUGGUUUGGAGAGAAGAACCUGGUGCUGCUCAACGUCAAGCACGUUUACGUGAAUUGGGACUUUAUCAAAUUUUACAGCAAUUACGUUGCACCAAAGAUUCUCAAUUAUUGGAAAAAGUAAAAACUGCAAUGGCGCAAUUUUUCGAUCCAUGA